CCGGUAUUUAGCGAAUCCGACAUAACGCUUUCAGUGUGUAAAACAAUUAUCAAAACGUAAAACCGACAAGCUAUUAUCUGCAGGGCAGUCAACAGAAACCGUUACGUGUUAAAACAAGUUGUAAAUCAGAGUACAAAACACGAAAUACCAGAAAAAUAGCCGGAGGCUGAACCCGAAAAUGAUGCACGACGUUUGGUUUGAGAAGAUGGUGUUCUGGAUGUACCUGGGCGCAUUCGUGAGACACGUACUAGUGUACUGGGUCGAACAACAUCUGCUUUUUCGAGGCCGGAUGCCCGGCACAUUGCGUAUUAAGAAUGCCGUAUGGACCAAGUACUUAACCGAGACUGAAAGCGAAAUGUUUUCCAAAAGUGACACUUAUCUAACUGGUGCCGGGACCCUCCGCACCUGUAUUAUAGUACAAAGUCCAUGUUUACCGAAGACUUGUUAG
Molecule: messenger RNA, 448 nt
Organism: Dicrocoelium dendriticum
Lineage: Eukaryota; Metazoa; Platyhelminthes; Trematoda; Plagiorchiida; Dicrocoeliidae
Source: the annotation of a GenBank genome assembly